AUGGUCGAAAAAAAUGGCAAAGGUGGCAACCUCCAGGUGGAAGAGCAUGAGCAUCAUGAGCAUACGGACCAGAUUUCUCCAGAACUCGAGGCACUACUUCAUACUGAUCCUACGCAGGGCCUAUCAGAUGAAGAAGUCGGUAAACGCAAGGCUGAGUUCGGCCCAAACGAACUUAAAGAAGUCAAAAAGAACCCUAUCCUCAAGUUUUUAGGAUACUUUACUGGUGCUAUCGCUUACUUGAUCGAGGUCGCCUGCAUCAUUUCGGCUGUUGUUAAGGAUUGGCUUGACUUUGGCAUCAUCUUGGCACUUUUACUCGUUAAUGCCUGCAUUGGGUUCAUUGAAGAGUCCAAAGCUGAGUCUGCUCUGGAUGCACUACGCCAGACACUAGCUCUCAAGACUCGAUGUUGGCGUAAUGGUCACUUGGUUGAACUUGAUACUACUGAGUUGGUACCAGGCGAUGUCAUUGUCUUGCGCCUAGGCGACAUUGUCCCCGCUGACGGACGUCUUCUUGGCAUGGGUGCCUCAGGUGAAGAGACAAACGCUGAGUUGAUGAUCGACCAGUCUGCAUUGACAGGGGAAUCGCUACCUGUAGCCAAGAAGAAAGGUGAUGUCGUCUACUCAUCAUCAAUCGUGAAGCAAGGCCAACAGAUGGCCAUAGUGACUAAAACUGGAGCUGACACCUUUAUCGGCCGUGCUGCCAACCUGAUCUCCAUCACCACAGAAGAAGGCCACUUUCAAAAAAUUAUUAAUCGCAUUGGAAACUUUUUGAUCCUCAUUACUGUUGUCCUUGUUGGCAUUAUCCUGGUUUACCAGCUAGUACAUUUCCGUGGCACACCUGACGGUGCUUUCCUUACUGUACUCGGCCGUGUCCUGGUCCUGACGGUCGCUGCCAUCCCUGUUGGGUUACCCACAGUCAUGUCUGUGACCAUGGCCGUUGGGGCAAAGCAGCUCGCUGCCAAACAGGUUAUUGUAAAGCGCCUGACUGCCGUCGAGGAAAUGGCUUCUGUUUCUGUUCUUUGCUCCGACAAGACUGGGACUCUCACCCUAAACGAACUCACAUUCGACGAGCCAUAUCUGACUAACAACUAUACUGCUGAGGAUAUCCUUUUGUACUCAUACCUUGCUGCUGAGGCUGGUGCUAAUGAUCCGAUCGAGCUCGCUGUCCGUACUGCUGCUGAAGAACAACUGCCCCUCUUACAGAACCGUACUCAUAAGCAUGAUAUUCCUGGAUACAAGAUCACUUCUUUCCUGCCUUUCAACCCUGAUACCAAACUCACGCAGGCUACGGUCAUCAACAAGGAGACUAACGAGACAUUCAAGGUUGCCAAAGGGGCUCCUCAAGUCAUUAUUCGCCUCGUUGGAGGAGAUGAUGAUGCCGUUAGAGCUGUUAAUGCUCUAGCCAAGCGCGGCCUCCGUGCACUCGGCGUUGCCCGUACUCGCAAGGGAUCGGCUGAGGAAUUCGAGUUGAUCGGUAUGAUUUCGCUAAUUGAUCCUCCUCGUCCUGAUUCUGCAGAGACCAUUGCCCGCUGCCGCCAUAUGGGCGUAGAUGUCAAGAUGGUGACUGGCGACCAAUUGAUUAUUGCCAAAGAAGUCGCUCAUCGCCUGGGUCUUACCCGUGUUAUUCUUGAUGCUAACCAUUUGGCCGAUCCUGACAAGUCUGAGGAAGAGGUGACAGAGCACUGUAUCCGCGCCGAUGGAUUUGCACAGGUCAUUCCAGAACACAAGUAUCGUGUAGUGGAGCUACUUCAGAAGCGCGGCAUCAUUGUCGGUAUGACCGGAGACGGUGUUAAUGAUGCUCCUGCUCUCAAAAAAGCCAACGUUGGUAUCGCUGUCCAUGGAUGCACGGAUGCAGCACGUUCUGCUGCAGACAUUGUUUUGCUGGCUCCAGGUCUAUCAACAAUUGUUGAUGGUUUGCUAACGUCUCGUGCCAUUUUUCAGCGCAUGCGAUCUUAUGCUCUUUAUCGUAUCACAUCUACGGUCCAUUUCUUGAUGUUCUUCUUUAUUGUCGUCAUGGCUUAUGAUUGGUCGUUGCCUGCACGCCUGCUGAUUUUGAUUUGUAUCUUGAACGAUUUGGCGACAUUGGUGAUUGCAGUUGACAAUGCUCAGCUCUCGCCGCAUCCUGACAAAUGGCGUAUUGGCCAACUGAUCACAAUGUCCAUAGUCCUUGGUAUUUGCCUCACGGCCCUAUCGUUUGCACACUUUUUUACUUUCUGGAAGCACUUUGGCUAUGCACCGGUCCACGAGAGUGAGCCAGAGGAAUACAGGAAGCUCGAGUCGGUGAUGUAUCUGCACAUCUCGUCUGCGCCUCACUUUGUGAUUUUUUCAACCCGCCUCGCUGGCUACUUUUGGGAAAACCUUCCAUCCCCUCUGUUCGCGGCUGUAAUUAUCGGCACCCAGAUCAUUGCCCUACUGAUGGUUGUGUUUGGAGGGCUGACACCCAAGAUCCCUUUCUCUCAGGCAAUCGUAGUUCUUCUCAUCUCCUUUGCCUACUUUAUCGCUUUGGAUGUGGUCAAGGUCCAACUGUUCAAGAUCUGGUCGUUUGAAUUGACAGCUGCAGUGGUCCGCACACCAGCACGCAGGAAAAAGCUAGCAGAGAAAAAAGCUCGCAAAAUCCAACAGGAACGUGUUUGGAAUAGCAUUGAUCAUAUUCGAGAAAUUAUCUUGAAGUUGAAGGCCCUGGAGGCGUUGAAUGAAGUACCUAAGGGCGAAGGGCAGACGAUUGAGGAUCCUGAAGAGUUCCAUCGCAAGGAGCAGGAAAAGAGAGAGUAUGAAGAGGUAGAAGGGGAAGGAAAAGACGGUCUUAAAAAACUUGAUGCCAUGGGCAGCGGCUCUGGUGCAGACGAGAAGGCAGCGCAAGAGGCCAAGGAGCAGGCAGCAGCGAUGAAACUAGGUGAUACUAACGGAAUUAAUGCACCUGUAUCGUCGCAAAGGCCCGCCACUGCCGCUACGGAAGCGGCCUUUAAUGAGAAGCAGGGGGUCCAACAAUAA
Messenger RNA from Lobosporangium transversale, 2988 nucleotides. Its product is annotated as H(+)-ATPase. NCBI's taxonomy places the organism in Eukaryota, Fungi, Mortierellomycota, Mortierellomycetes, Mortierellales, Mortierellaceae. The coding region runs from base 1 to 2988 and encodes 995 amino acids. The transcript has 2 exons. Gene Ontology annotation, cellular component: plasma membrane. The record is from RefSeq and is a predicted model, not a curated record. Gene Ontology annotation, biological process: regulation of intracellular pH; proton export across plasma membrane. Gene Ontology annotation, molecular function: P-type proton-exporting transporter activity; ATP hydrolysis activity; ATP binding.